AUUGAGAUAGUAUGGACUAUUUUGCAAUCUAAAUGAUUCUUUAAUUUUCCUUUUUUUUUGUUUUUAAUAUUUCCAUGCAUUUAACCAAUUAUACUUGCUAAGGUUCUAAAUUGAUUAUCCACACAAUGUUCGCUCAAUGCCCAUCAGAAAAGAUGAUGAAGUUCAAGUCGUUUGUGGACAUUACAAAGGACAGCAAGUAGGAAAAGUUGUUCAAGUCUACAGAAAAAAAUUCGUAGUUUAUAUUGAAAGGAUCCAAAGAGAAAAAGCUGAUGGAGCCAGUGUAUAUGUAGGAAUUGACCCUUCCAAGGUGGUAAUUGUGAAGCUUAAAAUGGACAAAGACCGUAAAAAUAUUAUUGACCGAAGAGCUAAAGGACGUGCUCUUGCUCUUGGCAAAGAUAAGGGAAAAUAUAAGGAAGCAGCAACUGCUGUAGAAACAUCUUAGAUAUAUUUUUCUUUUAUAAAUAAAAUAAUAAGUUAAACAA
Harmonia axyridis is the source of this 482-nucleotide messenger RNA. RefSeq names its product 60S ribosomal protein L26-like. Bases 137 to 442 code for a protein of 101 amino acids. Gene Ontology annotation, molecular function: structural constituent of ribosome; RNA binding. Gene Ontology annotation, biological process: ribosomal large subunit biogenesis; cytoplasmic translation. The record is from RefSeq and is a predicted model, not a curated record. The transcript has 2 exons. Gene Ontology annotation, cellular component: ribosome; cytosolic large ribosomal subunit. NCBI's taxonomy places the organism in Eukaryota, Metazoa, Arthropoda, Insecta, Coleoptera, Coccinellidae.